This is a messenger RNA of Ornithodoros turicata, 2018 nucleotides long. RefSeq names its product RNA-splicing ligase RtcB homolog (gene RtcB). Bases 165 to 1685 code for a protein of 506 amino acids. NCBI's taxonomy places the organism in Eukaryota, Metazoa, Arthropoda, Arachnida, Ixodida, Argasidae. Gene Ontology annotation, biological process: tRNA splicing, via endonucleolytic cleavage and ligation. The record is from RefSeq and is a predicted model, not a curated record. The transcript has 11 exons. Gene Ontology annotation, cellular component: nucleus; tRNA-splicing ligase complex. Gene Ontology annotation, molecular function: RNA ligase (ATP) activity.
CAAUGCGAAUGAGUGGUGCGUGCGUGCGUGCGUGCGUGUCUUGCCUGUAGUGGUUGUCUCUGUGUAAGAAUGCAUGUUUGCCUGUGAUUUAUUAAAUAAGCCCGCAUCUGUUUGACAUAAAUCACGUUUGAGCGAGCCGGUGUUUUGCCCACGACGUUUUAAUCAUGGGUGUCCGGAGUUACAACGAAGAGCUCUCGUUUCUUGAGAAGGUUUCUCCUGUCUCGUGGAAAAUAAAGAAGGGCUUCGUACCGAACAUGAAAGUUGAAGGUAUCUUUUAUGUCAACAAGCUACUAGAAAAUUUAAUGUUCGAAGAACUUCGCAACUCGUGCCGUCCUGGUAACAUAGGCGGCUUCUUGCCUGGUGUUAAGCAAAUCGGAAAUGUCGCUGCCCUGCCAGGAAUUGUUGGGCAUUCCAUAGGACUUCCAGACAUUCACUCGGGCUAUGGAUUUGCCAUUGGCAACAUGGCAGCCUUUGACAUGAAUGACCCCAAGGCUAUUGUUUCUCCUGGCGGUGUCGGCUUCGACAUCAACUGCGGAGUCCGACUUCUUCGAACUAAUCUUAUGGAGAAGGACGUCCUUCCGAUCAAAGAACAACUGGCUCAGAGUAUGUUUGAUCAUAUCCCUGUUGGUGUAGGGUCCAAAGGAAUUAUCCCUAUGAACGCUAGGGACUUAGAAGAGGCACUGGAAAUGGGUAUGGACUGGUCAUUAAGAGAAGGCUACGCAUGGGCGGAAGACAAGGAACACUGCGAAGAAUAUGGGCGCAUGCUAAACGCUGACCCAGCUAAAGUAUCCAUGAAGGCCAAAAAGAGAGGACUUCCACAGCUAGGUACACUCGGUGCAGGCAACCACUACGCCGAAAUACAAGUCGUUGACGAGAUAUUCGAGAAGAACAACGCCAGCAAAAUGGGCAUCGAGCGCUGCGGCCAAGUUUGCGUCAUGAUUCACAGUGGCAGUCGAGGUUUCGGCCACCAGGUGGCGACAGAUGCCCUGGUUGCCAUGGAAAAGGCCAUGAAGAGAGACAACAUUGAAGUGAAUGACAGGCAGCUUGCAUGUGCCAUGAUUAAGUCUCAGGAAGGACAGGAUUACCUCAAGUCGAUGGCAGCAGCUGCAAACUUUGCCUGGGUCAAUCGUAGCAGCAUGACCUUCCUUAGCAGACAGGCCUUUGCAAAGGCGUACAACACGACACCAGACGAUCUAGACAUGCACGUGAUUUACGACGUCUCGCACAACAUUGCCAAGAUGGAGCAACACAUGGUAGAUGGGAAGCUUCGCACACUCCUCGUCCAUCGCAAGGGGUCGACGCGCGCCUUUCCACCUCAUCACCCUCUCAUUCCCGUUGACUAUCAGUUGACUGGACAACCAGUCCUCAUCGGUGGAACCAUGGGAACCUGCAGCUAUGUCCUCACGGGAACUGAACAGGGCAUGAACGCCACGUUCGGCACCACGUGCCACGGUGCCGGCCGUGCCCUCUCGCGGGCCAAGUCUCGUCGCAACAUCAGCUACCAAGACGUGCUGGACAAGAUGAGCGAGAUGGGGAUCUCGAUCCGUGUCGCUUCCCCGAAGCUGGUCAUGGAGGAAGCUCCGGAAUCUUACAAGAAUGUGACGGACGUUGUGAACACUUGCCACGAAGCUGGGAUCAGCAAGAAAUGCAUAAAGCUUAGACCAAUUGCUGUUAUCAAGGGAUGAGUGCUACGGUAUAUGUGUGUGUGUGCUGGAAAGAGGUGGUAACUGUUACGGGCUGAGCAUCAGUGCACAUUUAUUUGAUACCCUUUUGUUGUCUUUCUUUUUUUUUUUCCGUGUUCCAUUUUGAGUAAGGAUUGGCACUGAAGUGCUGGUGUAUAUUUAUUUUGUUUGCUUUUAAUGGAACUAGGCAAACACUCGCAAGUUUUCGAUGUCCAAGAAUGAAUGGAGGAGUGUCCCUAAAAGAGUUAUAAGUGACUCCCUCUAUCUGAUUGAAACUCCUCGCAUUUCUCAUAUUUAUGUUUCAAGAUCGGAAAUAAAAAGAAACGUCGUGCGUAA